CCCUCCCCCUCCCCCCACAUAACCUCAAGGCUAUAUAAUGAGUGCAAUCGGCCAUUGUUGGGGCCAAAAAGCUCUUACGCGGACAAUCUACGUUCCCUCCCGGUCGGCCGCAUCUCUCCGAGCCAUUUCUCUCGCGACAGCGCCAACAUACCCUCCCGCAAAUCGGUUUAGAGUGACAUCGCACCCCUCAUGAUCCGGUUCCCCACCGAUCGCGAUGGCUGGCGGCUCGACAUCAUCUCACUGCUAGCGGUGCUGGGCGAGUCGGCGAUGUUGCGGCACUCGUUGCCGAUGACCACGAGCUGGCUGUGCAUGCUGCCCCGCCUCGUGCCUGCCCCGCAGGCGCUGUUGACCAACAAACGGCCAGACCGGCCGAAACCGCACCGCGCACACAUCGCGGGAAUCCACUCCGGCGUGGUGUACGACGAGCUCAACUACUUCGCCCACCUGCUCUGCGACAUCCCGCUGUCGAAGUUUGCUGUGCGCGAAGUGAAAAUCCGGCGCGCUCCCGACAACCGUCGGGACGCCGACGUGGAAGGCACCCCGGCGGCGCGGGAACUCGCAGCCGCAGCCAAAGCCCCGGCGCUCGGGCUCCUCCGCCGACGCUUCACGACUACGGACAUCUGGGGCCCGCGGUUCCGCGACUCGGUGACGAUCGUCACGCCGCAGCGCCUCUCGCCGCUGGUAUUCCUCUCGGUGGGCUCGUGCCUGCUGACGCUGGGGCUGCUCGCGUGGGCGGCGGUGAUUGGCGACGGCGUCGCCGUGAUCGCCAUCGUCGCGCUGUCGUUGACCUCGUCGCUCACGGGCAUGGCGUCGUUCUGGCGGCCGCGCACGAUCGCGCGCCAGGUGCUGCGCGACGUGCCCGACGGCGACCUGGCGCUGCGCACGCGCCACGGCGCCUUCAUGAUCAUCCGCUGCGACGAGAACGUGGCGCGCGAGCUGUACACCGGCACCGAGGAGUGCGAGUACUGGAUCGGCGAGAAGAUGUUCAACGCGCUGGCGGGCGCCGCCACGUUCCUGCUCAUGGUCGGCGUCGUGAUGAUGGGGAACUGCACGUGGACCAUGCAGGCGGCGCUCGGCGCCUCCUACAUGCUGCUCAAUGGCUGCUACCAGCUCGCGGCCCUGCUGCCCGAAACUUGGUUCUGGGACUUUUCGCGCUAUGUGGUCGACGAGGGCGUGCCACACGAGACCAAGACCUACACCAGCGCGCUGUGGAAGGCGAUCCAGGUCUCCAAGAGCACCGGGUGGGUAACAGUGAUGCAGGCCGCCCCCGUAACGGAGCCCUGGAGGAAAUGGCUCGUGGAGGCGGGGCAAAACAUCGAGAACAAAUCCUGGAACUCCGGUUUGCGCCUGGUACAACUCAUGAAGGAAGAGGUGCAACCGAAGGGACAAUGAGCCUAAGAAGGAGGGCGAAUACGGUAGCCAGGCGCUGAAACCGGCUCAGAUUGUCAACGGGGUAACUCCGAGCAGUGCAUUUGGGGGAGGAGUGCUGUUCGCGGAUGUGAUACCUACCGGCGGCAUGAUUUGGAAUGAUUGAAUGAAAUGAAAAUGUACAGGAGUUUUCCUAGAUACCUAUUUUGUUUUCGAG
Messenger RNA from Tricharina praecox, 1585 nucleotides. RefSeq lists its product as uncharacterized. The transcript has a single exon. Lineage: Eukaryota; Fungi; Ascomycota; Pezizomycetes; Pezizales; Pyronemataceae. Bases 190 to 1392 code for a protein of 400 amino acids. The record is from RefSeq and is a predicted model, not a curated record.